GACACAGAAGCCACCGAGCCACUGAGCCACAGGAUGAGAAGAAGAGCAUGACAAGGAGAUGCGGAGAGUGGUCGUGACUGGGCUGGGAGCUGUGACGCCCCUGGGUGUUGGUAUGUUGAUGAUUCCAUUCCCACUUACCUACAGCUGCCGCGCAUGAGGUUGAUGGUCGGUGUCGUUCUCAGGAGUCAGACAAACAUGGUCGCGGAUUCUACAGGGCCACUGCGGCAUCGUCUCAACACGCCAACUCGGAGAUGAGUUCAAGGCGCUUCCAAGUCAAGUCGCCGGUCUGGUCCCUGUUCCCAAACCCGACUCAGAGGUAGAGCAAGGGGUUUGGAGAGCUAAGGAUCAUGUCUCGUCCACGGAACUGCGCCAAACUGCCAAAUUCGCACAAUAUGCUCUUGCGGCGUCAGCCGAAGCAUUGCAGGAUGCCGGCUUCAAAGACGGCAAUGGUCUUGAUCCGGAGAUGACGGGCGUCUGUCUCGGCUCCGGAAUCGGCAAUCUGGAAGAUCUCUACAACACCUCAGUGGCAUAUCACCAAGACAAGAACUAUCGCAAGAUCCACCCGCUUUUCGUUCCCCGACUGUUGAUCAAUCUGGGAGCCGGGCACAUAUCCAUGCGCUACGGUCUCAAAGGCCCUAAUCACGCUGUCACCACCGCCUGCACCACCGGCGCCCACAGCCUCGGGGACGCUUCGCGCUUCAUCAAGUCGGGGGAAGCAAAUGUGAUGAUAGCCGGGGGUGCGGAAUCGUGUAUCCACCCGCUCGCGAUAGGCGGCUUUGCCCGGUCGAGGAGCUUGGUGACCAAGUUCAACGACGAGCCAUGGAAGAGUUCAAGGCCGUUUGAUGCGGACAGGGCAGGGUUUGUGAUCAGUGAGGGCGCAGCUUGCAUUGUGCUCGAGGAAAUGGAGCAUGCCAAAUCCCGUGGCGCCACUAUCUACGCCGAACUCGUCGGCUACGGCAACUCAGCAGACGCUCAUCACCUCACGGCGCCGCUUGAAGAUGGCGCCGGAGCCCUCCUAGCCAUGCACAAGGCCCUCAAACAGGCCCAAAUUCCCCCGUCUAAAGUGGACUAUAUCAAUGCUCACGCAACUUCCACGCCAUUGGGGGACCAGGCUGAGAACCAGGCAAUGAAGACACUUAUGCUGGGGGAACAGGGCAGGAAAUCUGCCAAGGAGAUCAACGUGAGCAGCACCAAGGGUGCAAUUGGCCACCUUCUAGGCGCCGCAGGAGCAGUAGAGGCUUUGUUCACUGUUCUGGCCAUAUACGAGAAUACCUUGCCGCCAACCAUUAACCUUGUCUCCAAAGGCGACGAGUUCGACUGCAACUAUGUUGCCAAUACAGCGCAACAGGCCGAUGUCAACGUCGCCUUGACCAACAGCUUUGGGUUUGGGGGGACUAAUGCGAGUCUCUGCUUCCAAAAAUGCAGAUAAAACUCAUUGUCCAUGGGGGACACCGUGAUGCCCGCAGCAACCACAACACGCGUCCACCACAAAUCAUGUCUCUAUGCGACAUCAAUCGAGGUCUUUCGGAGAGGCGCCUUCAAUCCAGGUUGAGCCAUCCCAAUGCCUGUCGUUAUAGGCGAAGCAGAUAUCGCCGUGGCAAACGUUUCAUGGAUCGCCGACUGCGGGACAGCACUUCUAGCACUCUCCGGAGGAACACUGAACAAGCCGCCGGAUCGGUUACCACUCAUGGCGUUUGACAGCAUUUCCUUCAUCCGGACCAGCUGGUAUUUCCGGCGUGUUGGGAAUAGUGGUUUCGUGACGAGUGGUUGGGGUCGAGUAAGGCUUCUGGCAAUGGCUGUCAUGACCGAGUCUCGCUCUUCGUCCGAAUCAACUGGACCAGUCAAACUGGGGUCGAGAUCCUCUUCGAGGAGAGCAGGCGCAUUGGCAUCCAGCGCGGCCUUCUGCUGGCGUGCCUGAUUCUUUUUCUGGUAUGCAGCAAGCAACAUGUCGUAAGGUAGACUUCUCCCGGGGACAGCCCGCUUUGCUCCCAUGGAGUGGCUUUUGCAUGUUAAACUCCUUGCGCACUGUCCACCGUUUGGCAGUUGGACGCCGCAUUGUUUCUCG
Cladophialophora immunda is the source of this 2065-nucleotide messenger RNA. Its product is annotated as beta-ketoacyl-acyl-carrier-protein synthase II, variant. The coding region runs from base 464 to 1429 and encodes 321 amino acids. Gene Ontology annotation, biological process: fatty acid biosynthetic process. The record is from RefSeq and is a predicted model, not a curated record. The transcript has 5 exons. NCBI's taxonomy places the organism in Eukaryota, Fungi, Ascomycota, Eurotiomycetes, Chaetothyriales, Herpotrichiellaceae. Gene Ontology annotation, molecular function: 3-oxoacyl-[acyl-carrier-protein] synthase activity.